This is a messenger RNA of Boleophthalmus pectinirostris (great blue-spotted mudskipper), 4320 nucleotides long. RefSeq names its product YTH domain-containing family protein 1. Gene Ontology annotation, biological process: mRNA destabilization. The coding region runs from base 455 to 2290 and encodes 611 amino acids. The record is from RefSeq and is a predicted model, not a curated record. Gene Ontology annotation, molecular function: N6-methyladenosine-containing RNA reader activity; mRNA binding. Lineage: Eukaryota; Metazoa; Chordata; Actinopteri; Gobiiformes; Gobiidae. The transcript is spliced from 6 exons. Gene Ontology annotation, cellular component: cytoplasm.
CCUUUGCCACCCUGCGGUGAUCGGCCCAAACUACAGCGGUGUCUCAAAGCCCGGAUGGAGCGGCCAUUGGGGAAGUGCACGGGGCUUUAACGCAACUGAGGAGGGCUCUGAGGAAUAAAAAAGACAAGUAUCAGGCGACCAGAGGGGCCCAAAGAUAGGAGACACAACAGGUCCAUACGGCCAUUUAUAAGCUGAACUUGAGCUCCUUCACAGAGACUCGCCUGAUCUCCUGAUACGAAGCGAAAGACUUGAAGUGAAGAAGUUGGAUUCAUCGGAAAAUACACAGCUGAGCCUGCGCUACGACUACGAGCCUUUACGCUUAGCGGCAUAACUAGCCACAUUAGCCCUGAGUGCUAACUGCAACUGUGCUGUGAAGUUUCUUUCCUAUCACGGGGCUGGAAAUACAGUCACAAGCCCGGACUCUGUGAGAAUCCAAGGACUUGCUUAAUGAAUUAUGUCUACCACGAGCAUUGACCCUCAGCAGAGAUCAAAGGGGCAAGCAUCUAAAGUGCAAAAUGGUUCACUGCAUCAGAAGGAGACUGUCCACGACAACGAUUUUGAGCCAUACCUUACACCUGGGCAAUCAACUCAGAACAACAGCUACCAGUCCAUCACAGACCCUUACCUGUCCAGUUACUAUGCUCCGUCUAUUGGAUUUCCUUACCCUCUCAGUGAAGCACCUUGGUCUACAGGUGGGGACCCUCCAAUUCCCUAUCUCACCCCCUAUGGACCACUGAGUAAUGGAGACCAUCACUUUAUGCCGGACACCAUGUUUGGGCAGCCGGGGGGCUUGGGCAGCAGCAUCUACCCCCAUAGGUUUAACUUUUUUCCUGAAAACCCUGCAUUCUCUGCUUGGGGCACUAGUGGUUCCCAGGGCCAGCAGACUCAAAGUUCAACAUAUGGUGGCAGCUACAGUUACCCCCCUAGUUCACUAGGGGGCACCCUGGUGCCUGAUGGGCAGACAGGCUUUCAUAGUGACACCCUCAACAAGGCCCCUGGCAUGAACAGUCUGGAGCAGGGUAUGGUGGGGCUGAAGAUCGGAGGAGACGUCACAGGUCAGGGCUCAGGGGUGAAGGCAGUGGGCUCUGUGAUUGGGGGACCAGCUGUAGCAGCCACCGGGAACGGAGCCACACCCAUCGGCAUGCCACCACCCAAACCAACCUCCUGGGCUGCCAUCGCCAGUAAGCCGGCCAAACCCCAGCAGCUUAAGUCAAAAGUGAAAUCAGGGAUGUCCAAUCCGGGGGGCGCUCUUCCUCCCCCUCCCAUCAAACACAACAUGAACAUAGGAACCUGGGACAAGGGUCCUGUGACUAAAGUAGCCACAGCUCCAUUGCAGCAGCAGCCCCUCGGCCUGCCCCAUGGUCUCCCACCUCAGCCCCCCAUGCAACAGGGUCCACUGCAGCCCCCUCCUCAGUCUCUGGUACAGCCCCAGAUGCAGCCAAUGGCCUUACAGCCCCAGCCCCACCACCAACCCCCACCACAGCCCUAUCAGAACCACACCCAGCCUCCACAGCCCCAAACCCGUUGGGUCGCUCCACGCAACCGGAACCAGGGCUACGGGCAGGGCAGUCCUAGCCAGGAUGGCAGUGUUAUGGGAAUAGUAGGAGGAAAUGGUGGCCCACAGAAUUUAGUGAGCCAGGGACCUGGUGGAGAGUCCCAUCCAGUAUUGGAGAAACUGCGUGCCUCUCAUAGUUACAACCCCAAGGACUUUGAGUGGAAUCUGAAGAAUGGCCGUGUUUUCAUUAUUAAGAGCUACUCUGAGGACGAUAUCCAUCGGUCCAUCAAGUACUCCAUAUGGUGUAGCACAGAGCACGGAAACAAGCGCUUGGACGCAGCAUUCAGAGCCAUGAAUGGAAAAGGUCCCGUCUAUCUGUUGUUCAGCGUGAACGGCAGCGGCCAUUUUUGUGGUGUAGCAGAAAUGCGCUCACCAGUGGACUAUGGCACCAGCGCUGGCGUAUGGGCACAGGACAAGUGGAAGGGCAAGUUUGAUGUGGACUGGUUGUUUGUUAAAGAUGUGCCUAACAGCCAACUGCGCCACAUCCGUCUGGAAAACAACGACAACAAACCGGUGACAAACUCCCGCGACACUCAGGAGGUUCCUCUGGAGAAGGCCAAGCAGGUGCUGAAGAUCAUUGCGCAGUACAAACACACCACCUCCAUCUUUGAUGACUUCUCCCACUAUGAGAAGAGGCAGGAGGAGGAGGAAGAGGUGCGCAAGACUUUUGAACCGCCUCAAAUACAGAACCGCUCUCGAUUGGAUCAGGAACGCCAAAACCGGAAUAAACAAUAGAAAACAUUUAUCCUUGGCUUGAUCAGCAGUUACACUAGAACUUUUGAUUUAAGAGAUUGAAGAUGAAAAUGCAACAAAGCCCUUCAUUUUUUUUCCAUUUUAUCCUGGCAAAUCUCUGCCAAUGUUGAAAUUUGUGCUUCUUUGCCCCAUUUGCUAUCCAUUUCUUGUGCAGGGAAAACAAAAUUUUAUGUGUUACUUGGUCACCACCACACAUUUUUUUAGUUUUCCUCCUGUUUUUACCAUCUUGUCGUCUUCUCUCAUGGACUGGUCCUAUCUCCCCUGCUCAUCCUUCUAAGUCAAUCAAAUCAGGGUUUGACUGCACCACGGAAAAUAUCUGCCACUUUAUAGUUCAAUACAAUCAGGAACGGAUGUGUCCUGCCCCUUUUAUCCACAUGGGGGCACCAUUGCCAUGCUUCAGAAUUUAUCUGUGCCAACAGGGUUAGCGGAUCCCAAAGGCAAUGUCAGACUUGGAACUGCGUGAUAUUAAAACUUCAAGGGUUUAUCUAUUUUUCAUUCAGAUCAACAGAAUCUAUAUUUUUUGGCUUACUACUGACAAUUUUCAUUUCAGAAACCUGUUUUCUGGAGCCUUAAUUUUUUUUCUAAUUAUUGGUGACUCUUCAAAAGAACUGCUUUAACAGUGACAUUGCUGGAGAAAUCAGGGAUAGUGUGAAGUCACACAGGACUUGAGACAUUUCAAAGGAGGAAAAGCAAAGGCCUCUGGGAAAGUAAUAACUGAUGUGUCCUCCACAACCAGAACUCAUUCAAAUCAGAAAUUGUACUUUUGACAUCUUUGGCACCCCAUGGCGUUGCUUUCUGUUAAUUGUCUUUUAGAUACUUGUGUGUUUCAUUGGGAGGUUCGGCUUCUUUACAUAACCCAGUCAGAGAGAUCUUUCACUCGCCAUUUUAAAUUGUUUUAAUAUCAGAAUUAUGUAAUGAUAUUACUGCUGCGUUAAAUGAAUUGUUGCUAUGGUGUUUUGUUUCACAAAAGGGGGGAGGGUUCAUAUAUUUGUUCAUUCACCAUCAUUCUGUCUUAAUCCUUUGUUCUUGCCCCUCCCCACCUAGAUUUGGUUUUGAUGAAUCUAUCAUGUUGGUCAUAAUGCUAAGCUUUAAUGUAGGAGUAUAUAUAUUCAUGGAGAAAGCCUAAAAAUGUAUAACCUAAAAUUAAUGUAACUGAUUUACUAUCAAGUAAGAAAAAAUAAGAAUGAAAAGUGGUUUCUGUGUGUUUCUUGGAUAUUGCUUAGCCGAAACCAUUAUUAACAAAAAAUACUUUUAAAAAAUGUCAAAUGUCUGUGGUUUAAUGUCAAGCUGCAAUCCAGUAAUAAGAAUAAUUCUAAAUGAUCCAUGUGCAUCUUGACAAUGAGGACACAGUAAUGUUAUGCUUGCAAUCGAGAGGAAGACAAGUCACUUAUUGGUUCUAUUCAAUAAUUCAGUAUUUUACUGAUGGCAAAUAUUCCAUUAUACUAAGAAUGCUGCGAAUAGUGAUUGCAUAGUGUUCUGAAAUGUCUUUAUUUGUUUAUGUAUUAUGCAUCAUUUUCUUUUUGAAAAACACAGUGGUACUUCUGUAGAUAAAGUAGGCUACCAGUAGCACAACUUGCCAUGUCAAAACCACAUUUGUGCCCUGCAGUUCCCAGACCAUGAAGUAAACUCUUCAUAUGACCCACGUGUGAAGCAGCAUUUCACCAGGCCAGUAUAUCAUUUGUAGUUUAGUGAAUUCUUUUAACACACCUGUUUUGUGUUUUUUUCUUCUUCCCUGCACUAAUAAUCAGUAGCUAGGUUAGGUUUGAGCCAAGCAAUAUGCCCUUUGCGUUUUGACAAGGUGAAAGGCGGGACCGAAGACAUCAGUGUUGCCCUCAGGAAAGCUGGUUUUGAGUGCAUGGGAAGGGCUCUACAAUGGCACUGUGAGAAGAGAAAAUGUCUGAAGAUGUAUGAUGUAACAGAGACAUGAUGUAAAAGAUUUAGCCAUAAAAGUCUAUGUAUCUACACUACAAGAAGGACAUGAAAUAUUAAAUAAACAUUGAUUAUCUUAUAGA